AGAGGCCGGGCGGAGAGGCCUCAAUGUCAGCGUAGGGAGAGUAAGGCGGGGGCGGGCGAAGGCUGGUGGAGUCGCAUCGGAGGGCGGUAUUCGUGACCGGGAGCUGUGUGAGGAGAGACACCGGAGGGGGAAUCAACAGUAGCCUUCAAUGAGGAACUGCCUUUUCCAUUUGCUGCUGGAGUUAAUGCUGUUUCCUGCUGGCGGAAUCGGGGACAUGCCAGCACUAGCGGGAUGAGUGGGUGCUCUGGCGGGGAUGUGGUCACUGCCGGCCAAUGAGGGCGAGAGUGCCACAGCCCACUUCUUCCUGGGAGCUGGAGAUGAGGGCCUGGGCACCCGUGGAAUAGGCAUGAGGACAGAAGAGAGUGACAGCGAGCUCCUUGAGGAUGAGGAGGAUGAAGUGCCUCCUGAACCUCAGAUCAUUGUUGGCAUCUGCGCCAUGACCAAGAAAUCCAAGUCCAAGCCAAUGACCCAAAUCCUAGAACGACUCUGCAGGUUUGACUACCUAACUGUUAUCAUACUGGGAGAAGAUGUGAUCCUCAAUGAACCUGUGGAAAACUGGCCAUCUUGCCACUGCCUCAUCUCUUUCCACUCCAAAGGAUUUCCUCUGGACAAAGCUGUUGCUUACUCCAAGCUUCGAAACCCCUUUCUUAUCAAUGACCUGGCUAUGCAGUAUUACAUCCAGGAUAGGAGGGAGGUUUACCGGAUCCUGCAGGAGGAAGGCAUUGAUCUGCCUCGGUAUGCUGUGCUCAACCGGGACCCUGCCCGGCCUGAGGAAUGCAACCUGAUAGAAGGUGAAGACCAGGUAGAGGUAAAUGGAGCUGUCUUCCCUAAGCCCUUUGUGGAGAAGCCAGUGAGUGCAGAGGACCAUAAUGUUUACAUCUACUACCCCAGUUCAGCUGGAGGAGGAAGUCAGCGCCUCUUCCGUAAGAUUGGCAGCCGAAGCAGCGUUUACUCUCCUGAGAGCAGUGUCCGAAAGACAGGAUCAUACAUCUAUGAGGAGUUUAUGCCAACAGAUGGCACAGAUGUCAAGGUAUAUACAGUGGGGCCUGAUUAUGCCCAUGCUGAAGCCAGAAAAUCUCCAGCUCUGGAUGGGAAGGUCGAGCGAGACAGUGAAGGGAAAGAGAUUCGAUAUCCAGUCAUGCUGACUGCCAUGGAAAAGCUGGUGGCCAGGAAAGUCUGCGUAGCUUUUAAGCAAACAGUUUGUGGUUUUGACCUUCUUCGUGCCAAUGGUCACUCCUUUGUGUGUGAUGUCAAUGGCUUCAGUUUUGUCAAGAAUUCAAUGAAAUACUAUGAUGACUGUGCCAAGAUUCUGGGGAACACCAUCAUGCGGGAGCUUGCUCCACAGUUCCAGAUCCCAUGGUCCAUCCCCACAGAGGCUGAGGACAUUCCCAUUGUCCCUACCACAUCUGGCACUAUGAUGGAACUUCGUUGUGUCAUUGCAAUUAUCCGUCAUGGGGAUCGUACCCCCAAACAGAAAAUGAAGAUGGAGGUGACACAUCCAAGAUUUUUCAGUCUAUUUGAAAAACAUGGUGGCUACAAGACGGGUAAAUUAAAGCUGAAGCGGCCUGAGCAGCUACAGGAGGUGCUGGAUAUCACAAGGCUGUUACUGGCUGAACUGGAGAAAGAACCAGGUGGUGAGAUCGAGGAGAAGACUGGGAAACUAGAGCAGCUGAAGUCUGUCCUGGAGAUGUAUGGUCAUUUCUCUGGGAUCAACCGGAAGGUGCAGUUGACCUACUAUCCUCAUGGAGUAAAAGCUACUAAUGAGGGGCAAGACCCACAGCAGGAGGCCCUGGCCCCAUCUCUACUGCUGGUACUGAAGUGGGGGGGAGAACUGACUCCUGAUGGCCGUGUUCAGGCUGAGGAGCUGGGGCGAGCUUUUCGCUGCAUGUACCCUGGAGGACAGGGUGACUAUGCUGGCUUCCCCGGUUGUGGGCUACUUCGUCUCCAUAGCACUUUCCGCCAUGAUCUCAAGAUCUAUGCCUCUGAUGAGGGCCGUGUCCAGAUGACUGCUGCUGCCUUUGCCAAGGGCCUUCUGGCUCUAGAAGGAGAGCUAACACCCAUUUUGGUACAAAUGGUGAAGAGUGCCAACAUGAAUGGGCUCCUAGACAGCGAUGGUGAUUCCUUGAGCAGCUGCCAGCAUCGGGUGAAGGCUCGACUGCACCAUAUUUUGCAGCAGGAUGCACCUUUUGGUCCUGAGGACUACGAUCAGCUGGCUCCUACUGGAAGCACUUCCCUCCUCAACUCCAUGGCUGUCAUCCAGAAUCCUGUGAAGGUCUGUGAUCAGGUAUUUGCCCUGAUUGAAAACCUCACUCACCAGAUCCGGGAACGGAUGCAGGACCCCAAAUCUGUAGACCUGCAACUCUACCACAGCGAGACGCUAGAGCUCAUGCUACAGCGUUGGAGCAAACUGGAGCGUGACUUUCGACAGAAGAGUGGCCGCUAUGAUAUCAGUAAGAUCCCUGACAUCUAUGACUGUGUGAAGUAUGAUGUGCAGCACAAUGGGAGUCUGGGACUUCAAGGCACAGCAGAGUUGCUCCGUCUCUCUAAGGCAUUGGCUGAUGUGGUCAUUCCCCAGGAAUACGGGAUCAGUCGGGAGGAGAAACUGGAAAUUGCUGUGGGCUUCUGUCUUCCACUGUUGCGGAAGAUACUACUUGACCUGCAGAGAACCCACGAGGAUGAGUCUGUCAACAAGCUGCAUCCCCUGUACUCCCGAGGGGUGCUCUCCCCAGGCCGCCAUGUUCGAACACGUCUCUAUUUCACCAGUGAAAGCCAUGUCCACUCGCUACUCAGUGUCUUCCGUUAUGGGGGUCUUCUUGAUGAGACCCAGGAUGCACAAUGGCAGAGAGCUUUGGCUUAUCUCAGUGCCAUCUCAGAGCUCAACUAUAUGACCCAGAUUGUCAUUAUGCUUUAUGAGGACAACACACGGGAUCCCUUAUCAGAGGAGCGGUUCCAUGUGGAGCUACACUUCAGCCCUGGAGUGAAAGGUGUUGAGGAAGAAGGCAGUGCCCCAACUGGCUGUGGAUUCCGUCCAGCUUCUUCUGAGAAUGAAGAGAUGAAAACAGACCAAGGCAGCAUGGAGAACUUGUGCCCAGGGAAGGCGUCGGAUGAACCAGACCGGGCAUUGCAGACUUCACCCCAGCCCCCUGAAGGCCCUGGGCUCCCAAGGAGAUCACCCCUCAUUCGUAACCGAAAAGCCGGCUCCAUGGAGGUCAUGAACAUGCAGUGCACGGGGAACCUGGACCUGAUCCCCUUGCGGGGACGGCGCCGCAGGAGGUCAGGAGACCUCCCCAGGCCUUCCCCAGUCAUCGGCCUACAGCCCCGGGCUGUGUCCACCACUCACCUGGCAUCCUGCACACAGGUGCUUUCUGAGACUUCAUCUUCGAGGCCUGGUGGCUAUCGGCUCUUUUCGUCUGCACGGCCACCAACAGAGAUGAAGCAGAGUGGCCUAGGCUCACAGUGUACAGGGCUGUUCAGCACCACAGUGCUGGGCGGCUCCUCCAGCGCCCCGAAUCUUCAGGACUACGCCCGCAGCCAUGGCAAAAAGCUACCACCUGCCAGUCUGAAGCACCGAGAUGAGCUGCUGGAUGACCAGCACCCUGUGGUCCGGUUGCUGCGCAGUUUUUCCUCUGACUGUCCAGGGGGCCGGCCAGUCUCCUUGGAUGCCACGCUGGCGCAUCACCUGCACCAGUGCUCCUACCACCUGCGCCUCUUCCGGAACUGGCUGCGCUCAGGCCAGGAUGACCCCGAGUGCCUCUACGGAUUUGAAGGGUGUUCCAUGGUGCCUACCAUCUACCCCCUGGAAACACUGCAUAAUGCCCUUUCCCUGCGUCAAGUGAGUGAAUUCCUAAGUAGAGUCUGCCAGCGCCAUACUGAUGCUCAAGCACAGGCAUCUGCAGCCCUCUUUGACUCUAUGCACAGCAACCAAGCCUCAGAUAGCCUAUUUUCCCCACCCCGUACUCUUCAUUCACCCACCCUACAACUCCGGCAGCGCUCUGAGAAGCCCCCUUGGUAUAGCAGUGGCCCUUCCAGCACUGUGUCCAGUGCUGGUCCUUCCUCCCCCACUGCAGUGGAUGGUAACUGCCCUUUUGGCUUUAGUGAUCAACCUUCUGUAAGUUCACACAUGAUUGAAGAACAUCAAAGCCUUGGGAUGCUCCCUAGGAAUGGAGAACAAGAGUUCCCCAUUGAAGGAGUGCAAGAGCCUUUUGAAUCAAGCCAGUCUUCACAGGAACCACCUGUGGAAACCAGCCAGCCAUGCCAGGAGGUUGCUGAGGUGAUCAGCCAGCCCUGCCAAGAGGUUCCUGACAUCAGCCAGUCAUGCCAGGAUAUCCCUGAAGAGGUCAGCCAGCCAUGCCAGGAGGUUCCUGACAUCAGCCAGCCAUGCCAGGAGAGCCAUGACAAUGUUGACCAGAUAUGUCAGACGGUUCCUCAGAUCCACCAGCCGUGCCAGAAGGCGAGCCACCUGUGCCAGAAAAUCUCUGAUGAAGCUUGCCAGCUUUGCCUGGAGAACCCUGAGGUCAGCCAUCCAUCCCAAGAGGUCCCUGUGGAAGUUGGCAGGCUGGCCCAUGGGUUCCCUCGAGGGGUUGGUGACCUAGUUCAGGAAAUCCGUAUGGAAGUUGGCAAGCCAACCCAAGAGACCCCUGAGGAGCUCAGCCAGCCAUGCCAAGAGUUCUUUGCAGAGGUAAGCAGGCUGACCCAAGAGGCUUCUGCAAUCAAUCUGUUGUCUCAGGACAUUCUUGAGGCUGAUAAGCCAUCCCAAGAGUUCCCUGGAGAGGAUGAUCUGCAGGUCCAGGAAGUCCCUGAGGUUAAUCAGGAGUCCUGGGUGGCCUCUGAGGUAAUUGACCAGCUGCCUGGAGAGGGUAUUCCCCAAGCCUAGUAUCCAUCUAGUGAUCCAAACCCUCAGAGCCAGUCUUUAGCCCAUGACCAGUGCUCACCCCUCCCACCAGCAACAUGUGAUUAAUCAUGUUCUCAUUAGUGGUAUCACACUAUACCAGCUAUUUGAGCUAGCAACUUCUUCUGUUGGCUAACUCACCUGCCAGUGUAACACCUUGGAUCUCACCAGAGGUGUCUGAGGAAGCAGCCCUCUUGGCAUAAAGCCAAGAACUGUGCCAGAGCUGGGCUUGAGAAGGAGCCGGUUUGAUGCUCAAAGCAGCCAUUGACUCCUCACUUGACCAUUAGACUGGAAUAAGAUUUCCGUCAAGGGGUGGGCUGAUCUAUCAUUACCCAACCUCCUCUGAGCAUCCCAGGAAAUUCCGGAUUGUUAAAGGAAAUGCCAUUUAACUGCUGAAGACACCAUCCAGGGACAGCAAGUGCAAAAGAGGGCUUCAAGGUCUCCACUUUUCUGGGGAAAUAUUCACAAUUUCACAAGGUACCCUUAGACCAUAUGUGCAUUCAGGAGGACUCUUGUGUUUGCUAGCACUCCUCAGGUGGGCCCAGCAUGUCUGUCUGAAAUGUCUGGGAAAAAAGAGAGUCCCCUUCCCAACAAACAUCCACUGUGGCCACUAAUCUUUAGAUUGGGCUUAUGGGUGUUUUGUUUAUCAUCCCAAAUUCCCCCUCUGCCUCAGACCUGUCCCAAUAGCUCCAGGGAGAAAUAGGUAUUAGAUUGCUGUGAAAAUUUAAGAAUAACUACUUAAAAUGCUCUGGGGGUUCUUGGCCAAUCUGUGAAGCUGGGCCUCCUUUUGUUGUGGGGCUUUUUGGCUUAAAAGAUGAUGUAGUAGAGAAAAUCAGGUUCUAUUUUAAGCAAUCUGCAGAGAUCAAUAUUGUACAGACAUGAGCAAAGAUUAUAUAUAUUUCUGUAGUGGUGCCAGGGACAGACUGGCCAAAGACCAAACACUCCAGGGUCCCCAAGAAGUAUUUCCUUUUGUCAUUGUGUGUUUAGGGUCAGGUGUGAUUAUGAAGCUUUUCCCAAAGAUAUAGGGAUGGGAAUGGGUGUGGGUAGGAGGAGUAAUGCAGUCACUGGAGUGGGGUGGCUGGAACAUUAUGAGUGCUCAAUAAAUAUGAAAUAAUAAGA
Lutra lutra (Eurasian river otter) is the source of this 6007-nucleotide messenger RNA. It is a transcript of the gene PPIP5K1, whose product is annotated as diphosphoinositol pentakisphosphate kinase 1. The transcript has 32 exons. Gene Ontology annotation, biological process: inositol metabolic process; inositol phosphate biosynthetic process. Gene Ontology annotation, cellular component: cytosol. Gene Ontology annotation, molecular function: 5-diphosphoinositol pentakisphosphate 1-kinase activity; diphosphoinositol pentakisphosphate kinase activity; inositol hexakisphosphate kinase activity. Lineage: Eukaryota; Metazoa; Chordata; Mammalia; Carnivora; Mustelidae. The record is from RefSeq and is a predicted model, not a curated record. The coding region runs from base 254 to 4873 and encodes 1539 amino acids.